ACCCGUAGACGCAGCUCUGCGCAUGUGCAGGAAGCGCCAGAGUUUCACUUUGUAACUUUUAAGUGGUCCGGACGUCGCCCCGCCCGGCCAGGUGGAGCCAGACCACUCCCUCAGGCCGCGUCAGCAGCGCCGCCGUCGCAGGGACGGCAAGUGCGAUGACCACCUCCCCAUUCCUGGAGCUGUGGCAGUCCAAGACUGUGUCCAUCCGAGAGCAACUGGGCCUUGGGGACCAGCCCAAUGACUCCUACUGCUACAACUCAGCCAAAAACAGCACCGUGCUCCAGGGGGUCACUUUUGGAGGCAUCCCUACUGUCCUGCUCAUAGACGUCAGCUGCUUCCUGUGUUUAAUAUUGGUGUUCUCCAUUAUAAGAAGAAGAUUCUGGGAUUAUGGCCGCAUUGCCCUGGUGUCAGAAACAGACAGUGACUCCAGAUUCCAGAGAUUGUCAUCGACGUCCUCUUCAGGGCAACAUGACUUUGAAAAUGAGCUGGGAUGCUGCCCCUGGCUGACUGCGAUCUUCCGCCUGCAUGAUGACCAGAUCCUGGAGUGGUGUGGGGAGGAUGCCAUCCACUACCUGUCUUUCCAGAGGCACAUCAUCUUCCUGCUGGUGGUGGUCAGCUUCUUGUCCCUGUGUGUCAUCCUGCCUGUCAACCUCUCAGGAGACUUGCUAGACAAAGAUCCUUAUAGCUUUGGAAGAACAACAAUUGCAAACCUGCAGACUGGCAAUGACCUUCUUUGGCUGCACACCAUCUUUGCUGUCAUUUACCUCAUCCUCACCGUGGGCUUCAUGCGGCACCACACCCAGUCCAUCAAGUACAAAGAAGAGAGCCUGGUGAGAAGGACCUUAUUCAUCACAGGACUCUCCAGAGAUACCCAAAAAGAGACAGUGGAGAGCCACUUCCGGGAUGCAUAUCCCACGUGCGAGGUGGUGGAUGUCCAGCUGUGCUACAACGUGGCCAAGCUCAUCUACCUGUGCAAGGAGAGAAAGAAGACAGAGAAGAGCCUGACUUAUUACACAAAUCUGCAAAUGAAGACUGGUCGGGCAACCCUCAUCAACCCCAAGCCCUGUGGCCAGUUUUGCUGCUGUGAAGUGCAGGGCUGUGAGCGGGAGGAUGCCAUCUCUUACUACACACGCCUGAAGGACAGGCUGAUAGAGAGGAUCUCGGCAGAGGAAUGCCAUGUCCAGGAUCAGCCCCUGGGGAUGGCCUUUGUCACCUUCCAGGAGAAGUCCAUGGCCACCUACAUCCUGAAAGACUUCAACGCCUGCAAGUGUCAGGGCCUUCGGUGCAAAGGUGAGCCCCAGCCAUCUUCCUACAGCAGAGAACUCUGCAUCUCCAACUGGACAGUCACCUUUGCCUCAUACCCAGAGGACAUCUGCUGGAAGAACCUCUCCAUCCAGGGCCUCCGCUGGUGGCUCCAGUGGCUGGGCAUCAACUUCACCCUCUUCAUAGUGCUGUUUUUCCUGACCACACCCUCCAUCAUCCUGUCCACCAUGGACAAGUUCAAUGUCACCAAACCCAUCCAUGCAUUAAAUAACCCGAUUGUCAGCCAAUUCUUCCCAACACUCCUCCUCUGGUCCUUCUCGGCCCUGCUCCCAUCCAUUGUCUACUACUCUACGCUGCUGGAGUCUCACUGGACCAAGUCAGGAGAAAACCGGAUCAUGAUGACCAAGGUCUACAUAUUCUUGAUCUUCAUGGUGCUGAUUCUGCCCUCCCUGGGCCUCACCAGUCUGGAUUUUUUCUUCCGGUGGCUGUUUGACAAAACUUCCUCUGAGACCUCUAUCAGAUUGGAGUGCGUCUUCCUGCCAGACCAGGGUGCCUUCUUUGUGAACUACAUCAUUGCCUCAGCCUUCAUCGGCAACGGCAUGGAGCUGCUGCGGCUGCCGGGCCUCAUCCUCUACACCUUCCGCAUGAUCAUGGCCAAAACAGCCGCUGACCGCCGGAAUGUCAAGCAGAACCAGGCCUUCGAGUAUGAGUUUGGAGCCAUGUAUGCGUGGAUGCUGUGCGUCUUCACUGUCAUCAUGGCCUAUAGCAUCACCUGCCCCAUCAUCGUGCCAUUUGGCCUCAUCUACAUUCUGCUCAAGCAUAUGGUGGAUCGACACAACCUCUACUUCGCCUACCUUCCCGCCAAGCUGGAGAAGAGGAUCCACUUUGCUGCAGUGAACCAGGCCUUGGCUGCUCCCAUCCUCUGCCUCUUCUGGCUCUUCUUCUUCUCCUUCCUGCGCCUGGGUCUGAAGGCCCCUGCCACCCUGUUCGCCUUCCUGGUUGUGCUGCUCACCAUCCUGGUCUGCCUGGCCUACACUUGCUUUGGAUGCUUCAAGCACUUCAGCCCUCUGAACUACAAGACAGAAGAAUCAUCAAGUGACAAAGGAAGUGAGACAGAGGCCCACGUGCCCCUACCAUUCACACCCUAUGUGCCCCGGAUUCUGAGUGGUUUGGCCUCGGAGAGGACAGCCCUGUCCCCGCAGCAGCAACAGACCUAUGGCGCCAUCCAUAACAUCAGCGGGACUCUCCCUGGACAGCACUUAGCCCAGAGCCCUGCGGACAAUGUGGUCUCUGCCUACCAGGAGGCCUGAGGGUGGGCAAGCUGAAGAAGACUCAGGUGGAAAAGCAGAUUGACUCCAACCCCUACCAAGUUCAGGACUUCUUUCGAGCUGUUUUAAGCCCCACUGUUCUGAAAAUAUAGAACCAGAAGGGGGAAGGGUUGGGGUGGCCAGGUUAAGAGCCAUCAAGUGGGUUCUCUUUUCUUCUGCUCACAGCAGAAGUGUGGGGAACAGCUGUGGCCCCCCACCCUCAUUUGCUCACCUGCAAUUCUGCACAUUUAUGUUCCCAGCUGCCUCCUGAGCAAGCUUCCAGCUCUAGCAGUCCCAGUGGUUUAUAGCCAAGAUCAUAUGCUGGAAUUUUGUUCCUCAGACAAAGAUUAUGUUGGAUGAGAAGGAGAAAUUGUCUCUCUGAGUACCCAACACAGCCUGUCCCUCUACAGGCUCAUGGACGACUAGUGACCAGAAAGCCUGCAGCGAUCACAUCUGAGAUGAAACCUAGAGGGGAGUCCAGCACCCCACUGGCCCUAGCCAGGCAGCCCUCCAGGCUGCUCCUGAAGUGAGCUGGGGGAGCUGGGGUGGGAGCAUCAGUCCUAGCUGCAGCAGGCUCCUGCCAGCUAUGCAGGUUUUUAUCAUGUUGCCAGGGAUUCUGUGACUCCGUAAGGGAGAGAUGAUGAGGAUCGGGGGACAGAGGUGAGCCCCUUCUUCAAAAAAGGGGCAUCUUCUUCAAGACAAGAUUGGGGAGAAAGGCAGAGAAAAGGAGGGUCACUAAUAAAGUGCCCGCUGGGCUAGGUUGGUGAGAUCUGA
Molecule: messenger RNA, 3344 nt
Organism: Ictidomys tridecemlineatus (thirteen-lined ground squirrel)
Lineage: Eukaryota; Metazoa; Chordata; Mammalia; Rodentia; Sciuridae
Gene: Tmem63a
Product: transmembrane protein 63A
Cellular component (GO): plasma membrane
Molecular function (GO): nucleic acid binding; calcium-activated cation channel activity
Source: RefSeq, a predicted model, not a curated record